CAACUGGAACGCAAUUCAGAUAGCCAUUGAUGUGUUGGCGAGGAUACCUGGAGGGAGAAUCCCGUGUCCUUCAAAUAAUGACCUGCGGUGAUCUGCGAAAUGCGGUCAAGACUCAAGACCUUCCAGCUCGGGAAGGUUAGCAUCGGGAAUUGAGGUAGAACCCAAAAAAGUUCCACGGACUGAUCAUGUAGUCGACAACCGUGUCAAACUAGUAGUUAUCUUUUUCAAUUAUCAGUCACAAGCAGUGUGCCGUUCAAGUGCCUUGUAAUACACAGCUGCUCACCAUCAUGUCCGUCAAAUCGAUCACAUCUCAUAGCCAGUUCAUUUCUAUCAUGAUGGAAGAGGGGAAGACUGUCAUCGUAGAUUUCGUAUCCGAAAGGUGCCCUCAUUGCAAAGCCAUCGCCCCCAUGUUUGAUGAGCUCGCAAGCAAGUUCUCGUCGGACAAGGUUGAGUUUUACGUCAUUGACGCCGAAAAACUCGACGAUGUCAGCUUCGAAGUUGGUGGCAUAACGAGCUAUCCUACAUUCAUCGCAUUUAAGGACGGUAACAAGAUGGAAGAAUCCACGUUUGGUGCUGCUCGUGAGAGGCUGCAGACAUUUGUGGAGAAAUACUGUUCAACUUGAUGUUACAUUGUUUAUCGUGGGCCAAGGAUAGCUUUGGUCGAUCGGAAAACGACUUUCAUUGACAGGGAUAUCUUGGUCAGGCACCGGCUCGUUUAUGAACUAUGUCUUACCUUCAGUGUCUACGAGUUCUACGGGUUCUAUGAAGUUCUUAGAUGUUCUGUAUGGAUGACCAUAUGGUGCCAGAUUUUACAGAAUACCCAUGACUCUCGAUGCGACGUGGACAUCGCACCAGGUAGUGGGUCUUUCUCAGACACAUUUACCCGCGCCGUUCCUGGAAUCUUCUAGUCCUUCUACUGUUCACCCAGUGUGAUAUGGAUGCCGCGGAGAUCUUACAUGGUUUACCAUGUUCAAAUUUCGUACUCUUGCGGGCAACGACACGUAUAAAACCUGGGGCUGCAUUUGGUUAGAACUUACUCAUUCUUUUAGAAACGACUGUCUUCU
Molecule: messenger RNA, 1064 nt
Organism: Suillus bovinus
Lineage: Eukaryota; Fungi; Basidiomycota; Agaricomycetes; Boletales; Suillaceae
Product: thioredoxin-like protein
Exons: 4
Coding region: 288-623 (111 amino acids)
Source: RefSeq, a predicted model, not a curated record